GAAAGGUUUAAGUGAGGGACCAGAGUGUUGCUGCUAUAGAGACGAAGCUAAGCUUAUCUGAUGAGCGGCAUACUGGGAAGGCAUAUUGAAAGAAAACUGUCUAAAUAAAAGGAAGUUCAAGUAGCUUGCAAUGUCUGGGUCUGAGAACAAGGAUAUUAAUGAAGUCAACUCCAAAUGGUUAGAUGCUCAUUACGAUCCAGUGGCUAAUCUUUAUACUUUCUCCUCAUGUGUAGCACUUGCGGACCUGAAUGGAGAUGGAGAAAGUAAGCUGGUGGUGGGAGACUUGGGUUCCGGAGCCUCCAAUAUGAAGCUGAAGGUUUUCAAAGGAACAAGCUUGAUGACUGAGAACACCCUUCUGGAUUUACCAACUGGGCUGGUGGCAUUUCACAUGGACCAGAAUGAGCCUCGUACUCCAGCUAUUGCUGUGGCAUCUGGACCCUUCAUCUAUGUAUAUAAGAACCUAAGGCCAUAUUUUAAGUUUACUCUGCCUCCUCUAGAAGUCAAUGAAUUAGAACAGGAGGUCUGGAGUCAAGCCCGUGAGGAUAAAAUUGAUCCAAUGUCCCUAAAAGAAAUGUUGGAAGGUAUCCGAAACAAAGCUCAAGUUCCACUGUCUGUCAGAUCCUUAAAGUUCUUGAUGCUUGAACAUCAAGAUAUGGAGUCAUUUGUUAAUAUGCACAAGCAACAACCAAUCAGGCGACAGACAGUGAUCACUUGCAUUGGCACUUUAAAGAAAAACAUGGCAGAUGAGGAUGCAGUCAGCUGUCUAGUGAUAGGCACAGAAAAUAUGGAAAUCUAUGUUCUUGACCCAGAAGCUUUUACCAUUCUGUCUAAGAUAAGCCUUCCUAGCACUCCUGCAUUCAUGGACGUGACUGGACAGUUUGAUGUUGAAUUUAGGAUUACUGUAGCCUGUAGAAAUGGCAAUAUUUACAUUCUUCGACGUGAUUCCAAGAAACCAAAAUACUGCAUAGAACUGAGCUCCCAUGCAGUUGGUCUGGUGAGAGUUAACAAAAACAUUGUAGUUGGCUGUACUCAGGAAACUUUGCAUGGGUGUACACAAAAGGGUAAGAAACUGUGGACUACAUAUUUACCGGCCUCUAUCGUUACAAUGGGACUAAUGGAUCACAAAUCUAGAGGCUUCCAAGCUGUACUUGUUGGGUUGGCAAACAGUGAAGUACACAUGUAUCGUGACAAAAACUUGGUGAACAUUAUCAAAACUCAGGAUGUGAUUACUAGCAUUUGCUUUGGCAAAUAUGGACGUGAAGAUGGAAGCCUUAUAAUGACAACAAAAGGAGGUGGCCUUAUCAUUAAAAUCUUGAAAAGAACAGCAGUUUUUGAUGAAAAAGACACAACUCCUGGGCCUCCAGUUGCUCAGAGUGUUAAGCUGAAUGUUCCAAAGAAGACCAAACUAUAUGUGGAUCAAACAAUGAGGGAGCGAGAGAAUGCAGUAGCAAUGCACAGGGCAUUUCAAAUGGAUCUGUAUCGCCUAAGACUAACAGCCGCCCGAGCCUAUGUCAAAGCUCUGGAGUCCAACUUAACUCCUAUGUCUUCAAGUGCAUCUGAGCCUCUCAAGAUGAAUGCUGUGGUCCAAGGCCUUGGCCCAUCUUUCAAACUGACUCUGAACAUCCAGAACACAUCAGUGUGCAGACCAUCAAUGAAUCUAGCUAUCAGCUUUUGGUAUGAUGAAAAGCUUUAUUCUUUGAAGACAUCCUUCUUUAAGAUUCCACUCUUAGUUCCAGGGCUCAACUACCCGAUUGACACUUUUGUGGAGUGUCUUAGUGACAAGGGAAUAUCCGAUGUCAUUAAGGUAUUUGUCCUUCAAAUAGGAAGGUCCAACCCUUUGCUGACUGCUCAUAUCAACAUGCCAGUUAGUGAGGGAAUGGCUUUGUGCUAAGUAAGAAAAAAGCACCUGCAAAAGAAUUUCAAUAGACUGUAUAGUGAGUACCAAGGAUAUCAUUUAAUGACAGUAAUAGAGAGCUAUGUUUAACUCUGCUGCAGUAGAGGAAAUAUAACUUGUCCCAAAAGAAUUACAGAAGCAAGUGAAGUGAAAGUUAUUUCAUGAGACAAUACCAAGGACUAAACAUAAUACUGUGUAACGUUUAGAUUGAUGUACAUGUAAAAUGUGUAUCAUUUUUAAUACCUAAAAGUGUAUAGUAUAUAUAUUUUAAAAAAUCUGCACUGUUUUGCUUUUACAAUAUGUGUGUGUGUUUGUGUGUGCGUAUGUAUGUAUGUACAUAUAUAUAAAUAUAUGUAGAUUAAAUUAUAUCUUUUGAAAGUGUGUUGUUCUUUUCUAAAUAAUAUGGAACAUCAGCUGAUUGGUGGAUGAUAAAUAUUAUGCUUUUUUUGGUAAAUAAAAAUGCCCACAUAAUAUGUUUGUGUAUUAUCUUAGGAUAAACUGUGUGCUAUUGUGUAACAAAUACUCCCAAUUACUUAA
Erpetoichthys calabaricus (reedfish) is the source of this 2431-nucleotide messenger RNA. It is a transcript of the gene bbs1, whose product is annotated as Bardet-Biedl syndrome 1. The transcript is spliced from 17 exons. Lineage: Eukaryota; Metazoa; Chordata; Cladistia; Polypteriformes; Polypteridae. The record is from RefSeq and is a predicted model, not a curated record. The coding region runs from base 131 to 1891 and encodes 586 amino acids. Gene Ontology annotation, cellular component: BBSome; centrosome; axoneme. Gene Ontology annotation, biological process: non-motile cilium assembly; protein localization to cilium. Gene Ontology annotation, molecular function: patched binding; smoothened binding.